UCCGGCUUGCCUCUAGCGCAGGCGCAUAGAGUGCUUCAAUAUGGCCGCCUCCGUGGAUCUGGAGUUGAAGAAGGCCUUCACAGAGCUUCAAGCCAAAGUUAUUGAUACUCAACAGAAGGUGAAGCUCGCAGACAUACAGAUUGAACAGUUAAACAGAACGAAAAAGCACGCACACCUUACGGACACAGAGAUUAUGACGCUAGUAGACGAGACCAACAUGUAUGAAGGUGUAGGAAGAAUGUUUAUUCUGCAGUCCAAGGAAGUGAUUCACAACCAGCUGUUAGACAAACAGAAAAUAGCAGAAGAAAAAAUUAAAGAGCUGGAGCAGAAAAAGUCCUACCUGGAGCGGAGCGUUAAGGAAGCUGAGGACAACAUCCGAGAGAUGCUGAUGGCUCGGAGGGCACAGUAGGAGCUGCUGGGAAACUUCUUCCCUUCUGAUCCCUCCUAUCCUGUCACGACAGGGGCUGUGCAGGGUACUGCCCUCCCUCUGCCCAGCGGCCCCAUCAUGCCAUCAGGUCCCAACUGAAUGUUUGCCAACCCCUGCCCAGGACACUCUUCUUUCCUGGGGCAAGCCAGGAGCUCUCAACAGAGAGAAGACCGGAGGGCAGAUGGAGAAAGCUGUCCAAGCCUGUCACUAGGCAUGUGGGUUAGACCAGGUUAGACCAAUAAAAAGCUAUGUCUUACUCUA
Molecule: messenger RNA, 688 nt
Organism: Arvicanthis niloticus (Nile rat)
Lineage: Eukaryota; Metazoa; Chordata; Mammalia; Rodentia; Muridae
Gene: Pfdn1
Product: prefoldin subunit 1
Biological process (GO): protein folding
Cellular component (GO): cytoplasm; prefoldin complex
Molecular function (GO): protein folding chaperone
Source: RefSeq, a predicted model, not a curated record